Molecule: messenger RNA, 1947 nt
Organism: Pichia membranifaciens NRRL Y-2026
Lineage: Eukaryota; Fungi; Ascomycota; Pichiomycetes; Pichiales; Pichiaceae
Exons: 1
Coding region: 1-1947 (648 amino acids)
Biological process (GO): glycerophospholipid catabolic process
Cellular component (GO): intracellular membrane-bounded organelle; plasma membrane; cytosol
Molecular function (GO): A2-type glycerophospholipase activity
Source: RefSeq, a predicted model, not a curated record
AUGCUUUCUUUCACUACAUUGUUGUUGACGGCAUCGGCGCUUGUGUCUGCUCAAUCUGCUCUUAAUGAGUCUCAGAUAAUCUACAGUCCUUCUGAAGGAACCUGUCCGCUAGUGAACUCAUCCGCAAUCUACAACUCAACCACCCACGAAGGUUACAUUCGUUCCAACUAUUUGAUUUCUCAGGAUGAAUACUCGUACAUCGCUGCAAGGCAAGCAAAGACUUCCGACAGUUUAAUUGAAUUCUUGGACAACUUAACCAUUCCAGGCUACAACGAAUCUUCGUUCGCUAACUAUUUUGAGCUCUUGAACCAAACCAACAUCAAUGUUGGUUUGUCUUUCUCUGGUGGUGGAUUUAGAGCUUUGUUCACCGGUGCCGGUGAACUCAUGGCAUUGGAUUCUAGAACUUCAAACUCUUCAGCUUUGAAAGGUUUGCUUGACUCAUCAACCUACAUCUCUGGCCUUUCCGGUGGUUCCAUUCUUUUGUCUACUUUGUUAUUCAACAACUGGACAUCUGUUGAGAGUUUGAUUAAUGACAAAACUACCAACAUCUGGAACACCACUCAUUCUCCUGUCUCAAGGGAUAUUUCAUUCUGGAGAGAAUUGCUUGAUGAGGUUGCUCCAAAGAAGAAGGCCGGUUAUGAAAUCAGUAUGGUUGAUAUCUAUGGUAGAAUUUUAUCGAGAUACAUGUUUGAUGAAGAUGACGACUCUUACGGUUUGAACGCCGUUUGGUCUGAUAUCAAAUACACUGACGCUUUCAUCGACUAUGAUAUUCCAUUCCCAAUCAUUUCUGCAACGGGUGGUGUCGAUACCAACAUUUCUGAAUAUGCAUACAAUGUUUUUGAAAUUAAUCCUUUCGAAUUCGGCUCUUUCUCCCCAUAUGUUGGCGGUUUCAUUCCAAUUGAAAUUUUAGGUUCUAUUUUGGAUGCUGGUUUACCAUUCCAAUCUGCUCACUGUACCUUCGAUUUUGACAAUGCUGGUUUCUUAACUGCAGCAUCUUCGAACAUUUUGGAAGGUUACCAAGAUGUUUUGGAAGGUUUCCUUGCAGGCGAUGCAAAUGACACUGCUCUUGCUUACAGAGCUUUUGGCCAAAACAUUAGCGCCUCUUAUGCUGAAAUUCUCUUGGAUAUGGUCAACAGUGAUAUCAACGACACAUUGUUUGCAUUGGUUGAUAACCCAUACUACAACUCAUCAUUGGCAUCCAUCGACUCCUCUAUGACUACAAAUGAGACUUUAAAAUUGGUUGAUGGUGGCUACUUUGAUGAAUCAGUCCCACUAGACUCUUUCCUAGCUCCAGUCAGACAAAUCGAUGUUGUUUUCGCCUUUGACAACAGCGGACAAACCGAUGACAACUGGCCAAGCGGUGACUCUUUAUUCGCCACAGAAGAAAGAUGGGCUGAGUCGUUCCCUGACGAUAACUUUUACGAAUUACCUUCUUCUGUUGAAGAGUUUGUCGAGUUGGGCUUGAACAAAAAACCGGUGUUCUUUGGAUGCAAUGGCUCAAGCUUGGUCACUGAUGAAAACAAUCCUAAUGCAACAGUUGAAUAUAAUGUUAUGAAACCAUUGUUAGUUUACAUUCCAAAUACCAACUAUACUACUUUGUCUAACAUCACUGACUAUCAAUUUUCAUACGCUGAAAGAGAUGCUAUUGUUGCAAAUGGUUUUGAAAUUGCUCAGAAUGAUGGUGAAGAGGAUUUUGCUCAAUGUGUAGGUUGUGCAAUCAUCAGAAGAUCUGAAGAAAGAGCAGGUAUUGAUAUUUCUCCAUUUUGUAACAAGUGUUUCUCGAAAUAUUGUUUCGAAAUUGAAAGUGUUCCAGACAACUCAACUAUCAGUGAGAUUAUUCCAAAAACUAUUUACUCUUCUUCAGCCUUACCAAGUCAGCUCUCCUCUUAUUUGAGUAAAAAGACUGUUUCAGGUGCAUUCCCAACCGCAUUUGCCACCUCAGCUUAG